UCUCACAAUUAGAUCACUAUCGUUUUGCGACAAGUUUACAUUUCUUUUGAGUGCUCGUAUGUGAACAUAAGGAUGGUUAAUAGAAGAACAGUGUUGUUUUGUUUGUGAUAAUGAGUCCUGUUGUAACUAUUCAUCAAAUUAUGGGUAACAACACAGAUGCGCAAGUGCGAAGGAAGUUGGAACCUGGAACUAGUCGCUGGCGUCGAUUCCGUAACAGAGUAUGCGGGGCUCUUGGCCUGCCAAUCAAGCGUGGGCCAACUAAGCCCACUGAUUGGUUUUUGGAUAAAUUUGCCGUUGAGGAGUUUUAUGAUAAUGACGAGCCGGAGGAGCAAUGCGGCCCUAGCUGGCUGUGCUGCUGCAAGAGAUCCGUGGAUCCUACUCAUUCAGUCCACUAUCAUUGGCUUGCUGUGGUGUCCCUUGCCGUUCUCUAUAAUAUGGUUUUCGUGAUUGGCCGAGCCGUGUUCUGGGAGCUUGAUAAGGCUUCUACUUCCUGGUUCGCGCUUGACUACCUCUGUGACGCUAUUUAUUUGAUUGACACCGCUAUUCACAUGCACGAAGGCUAUUUGGAACAAGGGAUUAUGGUAAAGGACGCCAGGAUGCUACGGCAGAAUUAUAUGAAGUCUGAUUGGUGGCCAUAUGAUUUCAUUUCUUUAAUUCCAACUGACAUCGCUUAUUAUUGGUGGCCGCCGGGAAAAUGUGACUUUGACCGUUUGCCGUGCCCUGUUAUUGUCCGACUCAAUCGUUUGUUUCGACUGCCCCGCAUGUGGGAGUGGUUCGAUCGUACUGAGACCGCUACAAGCUUUCCGAAUGCCUUCAGAAUUUGCAAGGUCGUCAUGGCUAUAUUAGUACUUAUUCAUUGGAAUGCAUGUCUUUUUUUUGCUAUCAGUUAUAUGAUUGGGUUCGGAACAGAUAAUUGGGUAUACAAUAUAACGGGCUCGCGCAAUGAAACUUUGGCUCACCAAUAUAUUUAUAGUUUCUAUUGGUCAACUUUGACCCUCACCACUAUCGGUGAAACACCCCAACCCGAAAUUGAUGUCGAAUACAUUUUUGUCGUUUUGGACUUUUUGGCGGGAGUGUUAAUUUUCGCAACAAUCGUUGGUAAUAUUGGAUCGAUGAUUUCAAAUAUGAACGUUGCUAGAGUUGAAUUUCAAAACAAAAUGGAUGGAGUAAAACAAUAUAUGGCAUUUAGAAAGGUCAGUGGUGAAUUAGAGGCGAGAGUGAUCCGAUGGUUUGCUUACACAUGGGCCGAAAGUGGAGCAUUGGACGAGGAGCACGUUUUAGCGUCCUUGCCCGAUAAACUGAAGGCCGAAAUUGCGAUUCGCGUACAUCUAGAUACAUUACGGGAAGUUGAGAUUUUCAAAGAUUGCGAACCGGGAUUAUUGGAGGCACUUGUACUAAAACUGAAGCUUCAAGUGUUUAGUCCAGGUGAUUACAUCUGCAGGAAGGGUGACGUGGGUAAAGAAAUGUAUAUCGUAAAGCGUGGGCGAUUGCAAGUAGUAGCAGAUGAUGGAACCACAGUGCUGGCAACUCUAGGUGCGGGAUCUGUAUUUGGAGAAGUUAGUGUUCUGGAUAUAGCUGGAAAUCGCACUGGGAAUAGGCGAACAGCAAACGUGCGUGCUCUUGGAUACUCCGAUCUAUUUUGUCUUGCUAAACGCGAUUUAUGGGAAGCUCUGGCAGAUUAUCCAGAAGCCAGAGCAACUUUGACUAAGCGAGGUUGUCAGUUAUUACGAAAGGAUGGCUUGUUAGAUGAAACUGUGUUUGAAAGUGCAAAAACAACUCAGCUCAGCUUAGAAGAAAAUGUGCGUAAAUUGGAAUCAACUGUUGAUCUUUUACACAAUCGCUUACAAGGACUAUUAGCGGAUGUAGGACAAGAACAAGCUAAGCUGAAACAACGAAUAAGCAAAAUAGAGUGCAGAUUCGAUUCGGAUGAAGAAUUCGAUUCGGACGAUACAUCACCCGAGUUGUUACAUAAUGAAAGGAAAGCUACCAGCUCUAUGGAAUCGCCGUCCUGUUCAACACAGUAUGGAUCAACAAUUGACGCCAGUCAUCCGGUCCGAGAAAGAGGAUAUUCGCUCUGUGUGGACAGGUCACCAGACCUUCUAGAAAUUACACCAGAGCCACGAAGUAAAUCAUUGAGAUUAAAACGAAAGGAAAUUCCAAAUUGAAAAUAUUUCGACA
Pieris brassicae (large cabbage white) is the source of this 2178-nucleotide messenger RNA. Its product is annotated as cyclic nucleotide-gated cation channel subunit A-like. The transcript is spliced from 8 exons. Gene Ontology annotation, molecular function: cGMP binding; intracellularly cGMP-activated cation channel activity; intracellularly cAMP-activated cation channel activity. The record is from RefSeq and is a predicted model, not a curated record. The coding region runs from base 111 to 2165 and encodes 684 amino acids. Gene Ontology annotation, biological process: monoatomic cation transmembrane transport. Gene Ontology annotation, cellular component: plasma membrane; intracellular cyclic nucleotide activated cation channel complex. NCBI's taxonomy places the organism in Eukaryota, Metazoa, Arthropoda, Insecta, Lepidoptera, Pieridae.